ACAUUUAUUGAGGUCAAAUGGUGAGAUUUUGAAUGAAGUUAUUUCUUCUCUUGCCACAUCUACUGGCUACAUUGUUAUGUGCGGAUAAAGAGAUCCUCCCACGGAUGAUUAAACUAUGGAACUUGCCAACAAAGACAGCUAAUGAUAACAUGCCACAGUUAGAAAAAGAAGAAAAAAUAUAUUGGGGAAAGGAUGCUGAUGCAAGUAUCGCUCCAUAUCAGAUUUUGUUGUCAUAUGACGAUUCGGGCCUCUGUGGUGGAGCCAUUAUUGACCAAUGGUGGCUGAUAACUGCUGCCCAUUGCACUGUCUUGAAAAAUAAGAUAGUCAAUAUAGCAAUGUUUACGGUUUGGGCAGGUACCCUGCAUGUGCUGGAAGAAUCAGACAGUGAACAGCACCGUUAUGUUGACAUGAUGUUCCCCCACGAGAACUACAACGAUGCUUCACUUUCUCACGACAUAGCAUUGCUCCAUUUGAAGGAUCCACUUAUUCUUAACGAGAACGUUUCAGUCGUCGCUAUUGCAGAUAAGGGGGCCGAACCUGGUGACACAGUCCGUGUUUCUGGGUAUGGAUUAACUGAAACUGGUGAAGUAGCCGUUCGGCUUCAGUAUAUUGAUCAAGAUGUGCCACAGCGAACAGACUGCUUGAAUAUCUAUGGAUCGUUGCUGGACGAUAGUAUGUGGUGUAGUGGGGAUGAGAACAUGAAGCACCGAGCUGCUCAGGGUGACUCCGGGGGACCUUUAGUUCUGAUGAAGGACAAUGUUACCGAACUAGUCGGUAUGGUGAGCUAUUCUAUAACCGGUUAUGACAAAAAACCGUCCUAUGACAUAAACUCUGAUGCGGUUAAAAUGAAAUCCUGGGCCAAUAAAAUCAUGAAUAGAACCUGGGUGAAGCUGAUAGCUACAACGGAACCACAAGUGUACUCCUGGUCGAACAAUGGCCUCAACUAUCAGACCGAGUUUAUAAAGAUGCAGUGCAACACUGGCAAAUAUUGUCGGGUUCAGGUAAAGUCUUUGUCAGUAAAUUUAGGCAGCAGUAAGUACAGCAGGAUAAAGAUGUUCCAUGAUUACGACAUGACGAAAGAACCAAUCGUAGAACUUACGCCUGAGACUUACUCUUCUGUCCAGGCAGAAUCAGGUUUUGCUUCAGAUUCAGAUCAAGCAAUGCUCGUCAUUCUACUCGGUCAGGAAGAUAUGGUUAUUGAUUUAACAUUCACCUAUCAAGUUCUGGAUGAUUCUUCAUGUCGAGUCCCCUCAUCCCAAUGUAAUGAAGUGCACGACUGCUUGGACUUAUCUGACGAGAUAGGCUGUAUCUACCCUGACCCACCAGAUGGAGAAAUGUCUGAGAAGGCAGUGGGUUGCUACCCAACAGACUACCAGUGUCCCAAUGAGUGGUGCAUCAGACGAGCUCACGUGUGCAAUGGUUACGAUGACUGUGUGGGGGGAGCUGAUGAAACUGAUAUGGAGUGUGGAGAUAGGGGUGUUGUUUAUUCGUUAGCUGUGGUUUUGGCUGCGGCUUUUAUGAGGCUGUGCGUUUGAAAACUAUUUUGCGAUUAAUCUAAGAUUUUCUGCUGGUAAGAAAUGAUUUUACAUCUUAUUUUUGAGAUAACUUUGAUAAUUAUGUCCAGGAUUGAUAAACAUAUUGUCAAUAUUUUCCGUUUCAAGAAAAUCAUACGAGUAAGAUAAUAUUUUGUGGAUUUUAGAGACAUUUUAUGCUUUUAAGUUAAUGAUAUUUCACUGACAAAAUGCAGAUUUGAAAGAUUCAUCAUAUAUUGCUUUGUGCUAUAGAAAAAGAACUUGAUCGUUUUGUGUGAGAUUGCAAUAUCAUCAUUUAUUCUCUAAAAAAUAUACGAAUUAAUUCAUUUUGUAUGAAAAAUCUAGCUUGGAUAAAGACGUUGAAAGCUUAUCGCACCAUCAAUAAUGGACUUUAGAACUAAGUCAUUUAAAAUUAAUUUUUUUACUAAAAGAUUCUCCCACGUGUUAAAUAAUCAGUGUAGUGUAAAAUGCUUCAUUCCAUUGUUUUCUGAUCACGUUUUAGAAAAGGUUUUUGUUCAUUGUUUAUAUUUCUCGUUCUACAUUUUUGUUCUA
This is a messenger RNA of Bolinopsis microptera, 2084 nucleotides long. Its product is annotated as trypsin-2-like. The record is from RefSeq and is a predicted model, not a curated record. Gene Ontology annotation, molecular function: protein binding; serine-type endopeptidase activity. NCBI's taxonomy places the organism in Eukaryota, Metazoa, Ctenophora, Tentaculata, Lobata, Bolinopsidae. The coding region runs from base 33 to 1535 and encodes 500 amino acids. Gene Ontology annotation, biological process: proteolysis. The transcript is spliced from 12 exons.